Molecule: messenger RNA, 639 nt
Organism: Penicillium verhagenii
Lineage: Eukaryota; Fungi; Ascomycota; Eurotiomycetes; Eurotiales; Aspergillaceae
Product: ribosome biogenesis protein RRS1
Exons: 2
Coding region: 1-639 (212 amino acids)
Biological process (GO): endonucleolytic cleavage in ITS1 to separate SSU-rRNA from 5.8S rRNA and LSU-rRNA from tricistronic rRNA transcript (SSU-rRNA, 5.8S rRNA, LSU-rRNA); ribosomal large subunit biogenesis; ribosomal large subunit export from nucleus
Cellular component (GO): nucleus; preribosome, large subunit precursor; nucleolus
Molecular function (GO): protein binding
Source: RefSeq, a predicted model, not a curated record
AUGGCAGACGUUGAGAUGGCCGGCUCCAAAGCCGAGAGACUUCCUAUCACCGUUGACAAGCCCACUCCCUACACUUUCGACCUGGGACACCUUUUGGCCAACGACCCUAACCCCAUCGAGCUCCCCCAGGGUGAAGCCCUCAACACUUCUCUGUACAAUGUCGCCCGCGACGGCGCUCAGUGCCUCCUCAACCAGCUCCUGACCACAUGCAAUAUCACCUCCUCAGCCGAGCACGGCGUGCUCCUCUCUCUGCCCGCCCCCCAGACACUACUCCCCCGCCACAAGCCACUGCCCGUUCCCAAGCCCCCGACCAAGUGGGAGCUGUUCGCGCGCAAGAAGGGUGUCGGAAAGUACAGCCAGCGUCCCGGUGUCGCGAUGGCCGAUAAGGAGCGCCGCAAGAAGCUCCAAUACGACGAGGCGACUGGCGAGUGGGUGCCUCGUUGGGGAUACAAGGGCAAGAACAAGUCCGGUGAGGACCAGUGGCUUGUUGAGGUUGACGAGAAGAAGUGGAAGAAGGAGGAAGAUGCUGCUGAUAAGGGCGGCAACAUCCGUGGCAUGAACCGCACUGAGCGCAAGGAGCGGAUGAAGCGAAAUGACCGCAAGAUGCGGGCUAACGAUCGCCGGAGUACUAAGAAAUAA